This is a messenger RNA of Cucurbitaria berberidis CBS 394.84, 747 nucleotides long. Its product is annotated as ubiquitin carboxyl-terminal hydrolase, family 1. Gene Ontology annotation, molecular function: cysteine-type deubiquitinase activity. The record is from RefSeq and is a predicted model, not a curated record. Bases 1 to 747 code for a protein of 248 amino acids. The transcript is spliced from 2 exons. Gene Ontology annotation, cellular component: cytoplasm. NCBI's taxonomy places the organism in Eukaryota, Fungi, Ascomycota, Dothideomycetes, Pleosporales, Cucurbitariaceae. Gene Ontology annotation, biological process: ubiquitin-dependent protein catabolic process; protein deubiquitination.
AUGGAGUCAACGGAGACGACGUCUACACAGAUAUACAGCAAGCACUUCAUCCCUCUCGAGUCCAAUCCAGAGGUCUUCACAGAGCUAAUCCACAAGCUUGGUUUGUCCAAAUCACUAAGUUUCCACGAUGUUCUUUCGCUGGACGACCCUGAGCUGUUGGCAUUCCUCCCGCGACCUGUUUACGCUCUGAUCUUGGUCUUCCCGACGACGGCGGCGUACGAGGAGAGAAUUGACCAAGAGGAAGCCGAGCUGCUUGACUAUCAAGGCUCUGGGGUAGAUGAAGACGUGGUAUUCUUCAAGCAGACAAUUAACAAUGCUUGUGGCUUGUACGCAAUCCUGCACGCUGUGUGUAACGGGGACGCAGGACGUAAGAUUGACGAUGCGUCGCUCAUUGGGCAGCUUCUGCAAGCUGGCCUGCCUCUUGUGCCAGACAAGCUCGCUCUAAUGCUAGAGCACAGCGAAGAACUCGAGCUUGCGUACGCCGAGGUGGCGACGAAGGGGGAUACGGAAGCGCCAGCUCAUGCUGAAGAUGAGGUGGACUUCCACUACAUCACUCUCGUCAAGUCGCAUACGAACAGCCAUCUCUAUCAGCUGGACGGCGAUCGCAAGCGCCCGGUAGAUCACGGCCCAAUGGCGGUACAUGAAGACGUUCUGUCCGACAAAAGCCUCGAUAUAAUCCGCAGCAUGAUGGCAAGCGAAGGCAACAACCUUAAUUUCAGCUUGAUGGCUUUGGUCGAAGAGGGAUGA